Penicillium cataractarum is the source of this 1296-nucleotide messenger RNA. RefSeq lists its product as uncharacterized. The transcript is spliced from 2 exons. The record is from RefSeq and is a predicted model, not a curated record. NCBI's taxonomy places the organism in Eukaryota, Fungi, Ascomycota, Eurotiomycetes, Eurotiales, Aspergillaceae. The coding region runs from base 1 to 1296 and encodes 431 amino acids.
AUGUCGUCAGGUCUACCGAUGCCCUGUGCGAUUCGCAACCUUCCAAGCUAUCAAUUACCUGCCAAACAUGUGCCUCAAGUUAUAAUUGAGAUCAACGGAGAGAAAGAUGGAGAGAAGAGAACAUUCUCGACACUGGAUCUUAUAGAGGGUACUGCGAUUGUAACGGUGACUCGGGAAACUGAUCUCGGUCAUGUUGAUAUUACGCUUGAAGGUACCUCUACAACAUCCGCCAGUCGGGCAGUAUCAUUUGUGCCAGGCCGGAGAAAGGCUUCACACAAGUUCCUUCGCCUCAGACAACCGAUCGAUCACAUUCAGGAAACACAUCUAGUACCUGGGCAAUCAUACAGAUUUCCCUUCUCUUUUGAAGUUCCCGAGAGCAUCAGCUCACAACAAUGCGACCAUUCAACCAAAGACGCGGAGGUGGAACAGGCGCACACACAACUACCGCCCACGUUUGAAAGCCGUUCAUCUAAAUUCUGGCAAUCUACCGCGGGAGGCUGGGCCCCAAAGGCGUGCAGAAUUUCCUACAAAAUCCGAGUCGUGCUUUCAGAGAAGUCUCAGACCACUACCAGUACGCCUAGAAGCAAACUCUGUGAUGUUUCCCGCUCUCUACGAAUCAUGCCAGCUGCGAAAAUGACAAAAGCCCUCGACUGCCCGCUUCAUUAUCUGGUCCAUGAGAAGCAAUCCGAAUGUCGCUCUCUGGGAAGAAACCUGGGAAAUCUCCAGGUCGCCGCUGAAGAGCCAAGGCAGAUUCAAAUUUCAUCCACGAGUACUGGCAUUAACACCGGUUCAACUUCUGCGGUUCAACUCCAUUUUACUUUCGACCCCACGACAAACACACUGCCACCCCAAUUAUGCAAGCUUCGAUCAAAACUCGAGGUAGCUACAUACUAUGGCACGAGUCCAUGGGAAGACUACCCGACGACAGAAGAAAUGGAAUGCACCGGUACUGAUCGCGAGGCAUACGUCACGACAACUCCUCUUCAGUCUUUGGACUUGACAUCGAUGCAAUGGGAAAAACUUCCUUCGUUCUAUUCAGCGAAAGUGAAAUCGGCAGACUCGGCUUCAGAGUAUUCUGUCAGCUCAUCUGGGACAUCGCCGGGGCAUUCAUACACCGUUUCUGUCACUGUCCCGAUCAAUUUACCGGACGAGCAUGCCCUCGUGCCCACGUUUCACUCAUGUCUCGUGUCUCGCACCUAUGCCAUUGAUCUCGCCCUCUCAUACCAGGUGCCAUCGGCGAUCUGUAAAUCUACUAUGAACUUGCGUAUUCCGAUUGAAGUGGUAUAUGGCAGGUAG